Molecule: messenger RNA, 3706 nt
Organism: Candoia aspera
Lineage: Eukaryota; Metazoa; Chordata; Lepidosauria; Squamata; Candoiidae
Gene: EEIG2
Product: EEIG family member 2
Exons: 11
Coding region: 378-1472 (364 amino acids)
Source: RefSeq, a predicted model, not a curated record
GGAGGGGAGGCGGGCUGGUUUGAACGCGGGCGGUUGUGGCCGCGGUCGCCUUCGCCCGUUGGGGCGGGCGCAGCAAGACGCAAGUCGUAGCAGCGCCCGCGCCGCCUGCCUGGAGUGAAGACAGCGCGCGGGCGGGCGCGUUCUCUUCCCUCUCUCUUCGCCCCCCACCCCACCCCCUGCUGCUUUUUCUCCUGCUCCUCCCCUGCGUUGCCUGGUCACAAGGGCCGAGGAAGCGGCGGCUGUAGUAAUGGAGGAAGCGACGGGGGGUUAGUCGGAGACAGAGGACGCCCGCAGGGCGAGAGGUGGUGGGGGGCUCCCCUUCGCCCUUGCGGCCACUGCUGGUUUAUUGCGCGCCUCCUUUGCCCGCCCCGCCGCGUAUGGCUUUCAUGAUGAUGAAGAAAAAGAAGUUCAAAUUCCGCGUGGAGCUGGAACUGGACGAGCUCUCCUCGGUGCCCUUCGUGAACGGGAUCCUCUUCUGCAAGGUGCGGCUGCUGGACGGCGGGAGCUUCAGCGGAGAGUCGUCCAGGGAGGUAGUACAAGCAAACUGUGUUCAUUGGAAGAAGAAGUUUUCAUUUAUAUGUAAAAUAAGUGCAAGUGCUACUACAGGGAUUCUGGAUUCCUGCAUCUGCAGAGUCUCUGUACGGAAGGAAUUAAAAGGAGGGAAGGCUUAUGCAAAGUUGGGUUUUGCAGACCUUAACCUGGCAGAGUUUGCUGGAUCAGGAAAUACUACUCGCCGCUGCUUACUGGAAGGUUAUGAUACCAAAAACACAAGGCAGGACAAUUCAAUUCUCAAAAUCUUAAUCAACAUGCAGCUAAUGUCUGGAGACCCAUGCUUUAAAACACCUCCAUCCACAGCAAUGUCUGUAUCAAUUGCUGGAGAAUCAGAAUCCUUGCAUGAAGACAGAAAAGGUGCAGAGAACACUAAAGUGUCACAUUUGACUGUAGCAGAUUUUACAAACAAGACCAUCUCAGCCUCAGAUGAAUCUGGAGCAUGUAGACACUCUAGGACUUCUAGUUAUGCAAGCCAGCAGUCAAAAGUGUCAGGAUACAGUACUGCUCAUUCCAGAUCAUCCAGUUUCUCUGAUCCCUGUCAUAAAAGAAAUACCUCUGUGGGAAGUACAUCAACUGGUAUAAGUAGUAUUCUAGAGCCAUGUGAAGAGACUGAAUCCAAAAGCACUGAGGAUAAUUUGGAAGCAACUAUGAAAGAUGCAGUCUCAGAAAAAUCAAACAGGCAACCAGUAAAACAGGACUCUGUGGAAUCACAGCUAAAGAGGGUUGAUGCCACAAGAGUUGAUGCAGAUGAUAUUGUUGAAAAAAUACUGCAGACUCAAGACUUCAGUUUGGACUCAAGUGCAGAAGAGGAAGGAUUAAGACUUUUUGUAGGUCCUGGAGGAAGCACUGCUUUUGGAAGUCAUCACUUACCUAAUAGAGUGGGAUCUGGAGCUUAUGAACAAGUAGUGAUAAAACGCUAGAAGAACUGGACUAAGUUGAUGGAUCUCCAGAAUUUAUUUCUCAAUAUUAUCAAAGAUGAGAUCUUCUGAAAGCUGGCAUACACUGGCCUGAAUCUAUCAAUUUAGAUUCUUUAUAUUGAAAAUACUCUCUUCUGAAACCACCUGUGAUAUAAGGGCAAUUUUCCAUCUUUUAGUAUGUUGCUAAUUCGUUGACAAAUUCGUUGACGGACUUGUUGCAUUGUUCCAUAUGUAAAUCAAAUUGCUUUUUUGGAAAGAGGAAAAAUUCUAUAUAAUUCUAUAUAUACAUUCUAUAUAAUUGAACGUAUAUUGAACUCAGUUGUCAAUGAGUGGAAAUACCUUCAGUAAUAUUUUCUAUAGGCAAAUCAGAAUAGGAAAUGGGAAGUACUGAUUCAAGGAAGUGUUUUAAGAAAGUACUACUUUUAUAAUACGUGUAGUUUUAAAAUGUGAUAUGCAUUUCAGUGAUGUAUUUGAUUGUCACUUGAAAAUGAGUGACUAACCCAAACUAAAUUUAAUAGGAUUUAUGUGCAUAUUGUAUUACUGUUUGAACUGUACUCAGAGCCAAGUAAGUGCUGUAUUCUUAAAACCAUCCUUUAAAAGUAUAAGGUUGUAUUGACUGACGUUUGGUCUGUACCAAAAGCACCAUCACAGGAGUGAAUGAGAACUUUGAGCUCACCGGAUAAUUUGCAGAGAAAGCUUGGAGAAUAACAUUUGAGAGUGCCUUGUUUCUAAGGAAAAGGGAGUUACAAACUAUUUUAUGAAGCUUUAAUAAUAAAUAGUAAACAGCUAUAAAGAGAAGCACUUUAUAAAGGUUACUUCAGUCCAUGUGAAAUCCAUUCUUUUAGUUGAAUUUCUGACUUGGGCCCAACUUAAAUCAGAAAAAUGAUAUAAUAGUAAUUCCCUUAGUUUUUGUUGCAUUAUGUUUGCCAGUCAUAAAGUAUUGUAGCUGUAUAGGUCCACGCACGAAGGAAAUACUUGUUAGAUGCAGCAUCACCUUUGUAAAAACUUACAUGGAUGAGUGCUUUACUCCUAGUGCUGUCCAGGUUUAAGUUGCAUUUUUUCCAUGUCUUCUUAAAUAGGAUUGAUUUCAAUGAGGCUUAUGCAGAAGAAAUCUCCUGGUAGAACUGUGAUGUAUAAAACAAAACAAUGUAAUUUGCCUAUGCAACGAUUUCAACAAAGCAGCAUCUGAUAGCAGAAACAUCACAUUUUAUUUUUGCAAACAGCAUGAAAACUGCCAAUAAUUUUGAACUGUAUCAAUAGUUGUUUAGUAGCUGGUCUCAUAUCUUUAAAAAAUAGAAAUUGAUAUACCUUUAAAAACAACUUUAAAUAAGCUAAUUAUAGAUAUCUUAUUUUUUUUAUUUUUACUGUUUUCAUGGUAUCAGUGUUUCAUUUCUCUUUGAAAAAAUAUAAUGAAAGAGUUGUUUUUAGUUAAAUGAAGGAUUUUUAAUGUUUGAAAUACUGUUUUUAUAAAUGUCAUAGCUCUUUUUGUUGAAAUCACAUGUGUGAAUUCUUAAAAUAAUACAUUUCUUUAUUAUGGUACCCAAAAGUAUUUUAUUAUGUUUCAACUUGUUCUAACUUGACUUUAAGUGGAAAAAGCUGCUAUUAAAAUAAUGGAAAGAGAAUGCACAAGGUUUAUUUUGAAAUACAUUCUAAUUUACUUUGAACUUAAAGUGUGGUUAAGUAAAACAUACCUAAAAUAGCGCUUGGAUUUACUGAGGAAUGUUCUUAGUGCUGGAAAAUAAAUAAUUGAUCUAGAGAAAUAACAAAUUGAUAUGAGAAUGCACGGGUUAAAAUAAAUGACAGGGUUAUAUACUCAUAACGAGAAAUUAUCACGUUCAGCUAAAUGUUCCACAGUGAAUAUGAUUUGUAUGGUCAAAUGCAAUAUUAGUCCACACAAAAAUACCCAAUUUUGCUCCUUCUAGAACUAGUUGGAAGGGAAUUUAUCUCUUGCACUCAACCUGUUGGUGGUAGCUGUUUUUAUUCCAUGUGCUAAUUCUAUGUAAUAAUUCUGUGUAAAGUUUGAACAAAUAUCAUGCACUUUUAUUAAUUGUACCAUUUUAAUGAAGUGAUUCCAGUACCAUCUGAGACAUGGGAAAUGACCUUCAUAUUUAUAUGGCAUUAAAUUUGUGUAAACUGUAUACUGACAUGCUAAUGUUUUUAUUAAAAUCAACAUUUUUAUCAUAAACUACUUAUUGUAAAGUGAACUUACAAAUUCAAUAAAAUUUGUCUUCAACUUC